Arachis stenosperma is the source of this 2109-nucleotide messenger RNA. Its product is annotated as protein JASON-like. NCBI's taxonomy places the organism in Eukaryota, Viridiplantae, Streptophyta, Magnoliopsida, Fabales, Fabaceae. The coding region runs from base 116 to 1798 and encodes 560 amino acids. The record is from RefSeq and is a predicted model, not a curated record. The transcript has 8 exons. Gene Ontology annotation, biological process: male meiosis II.
UUUAACUCUGUGAAUUUCGAAAGAAGAAGAAGAGAAGAAGAAGAAGAAGAAGAAGAAGAAGAAGAAGAAGAAGAAGAAGAAGAAGAAGAAGAAGAAGAAGAAGAAGAUCCAUGAUAUGCUGGUGUUUGGUUUGGUGAAGCGAGGUUUAGGGUUCUUGUUAAGGUUCAUGCUGCGUUUCUUCUUCCGAUCCUUCAACAGAGCAAUGGGUUGCUUCUUCGCGUGUUUCAGGAACAACGAUAACCAUCGUCGCCGUACUCACCUUACCGCCAACUCUUCUAGUUCCACCGAUGUUCUGGUAUCUCGAAACAGUUAUUCCUCUGUGUUUCAAGCUCAAGAGAGAGAAGAUUGUGCAAUCAAUUGCGGUGAUGUUGUGGAAUUUCAGGGAGAUGACCUGGGGCUUAAGGAUGAGGCCAAGUUUCUUAAAGCCUGUGGUACUUUACCAGGGACACCUGUUGAAAUUCGGAAAACAUCUGAGAAACUGAAAGUGUCACCCUCUCCCGAUAAACAUUCUGAGCCAUCAAGGUUUCAUUCUUGGCUUCCGAAUGAGUCUGUUGAGAAACUUCAACUGGAUUUUCGUUCAGUUAACCCCCCAACGCCCUUAAAAAUUUGCCAAGAAUCGGGAGAUAGCACAGACUCUUUUGAGCACACACCAGACAGAUGUUUAUCUGAUAUACAUUCUGAGCCUUCAAGGUUUGAUUCUUGGCUUCCCAACGAGUCUGUUGAGAAACUUCAACUGGAUUUUCGUUCAAUUAAGCCCCCAACACCCUUAAAAAUUUGCCAAGAAUUGGGAGAGAGCAGAGACUCUUUUGAGCACACACCAAACAGAUGUUUAUCUGAUGCACGAGAUAGUCACCAUGAAUCUCUUGAACAUAUGGAAGUAAAUAAGACAGGGAGCCCUCAUACUGCAGAUAGGGCUGAAAAUAAUCCAGCUCCAGAUUCACCUUGGCUAGCCACAGAAACACAGAGGAAGUGCAAAUCAGUCCGGUUUAAGUGUGAUACGGGCUUAUCAUCCUGUGGAAGUUCAUCUGAUGAUAGUCGUUUGAAGAAAAGCUGGUCACCAAAUAACCAAAAUGCAAAUAAGCGAUCACCUUAUCCUACCCCAUUGAAGUUAUUUGAUGAGAUGCAAACCCCAGGAACGGUUUGUCCUGCAACACUGGAAGAGUUACCUAAUGGCAGGGCUCGUGUUCGGUCCCAGUUUGUCUACCCCACUCACAAACCAGAUGAGAAUGUCUUCCAGCGUAAAAUACUUGAGGAGAAAGAUUUAAACUCUGAACAAGAUUCAAGUGAGUUGAGAGAUUCUGCCGAGCAAGCUCAAAUUGCUACUCCUACCCCGCAAAAAGGUUCAAACCAAGUUUUGAAGGAAAAUGAAUCUAAAGCAGAAGUCAGCUUGUCUAAUUGGUUAAGGCCUGCCCCAAUUGAUCAGGAGAAGGGAAACAAGAGAGUGGAGUCUGCUUCUAGCCAGAUCCCGCAUUUUCGGAAAACUUCUGCCGACAGGCCUAUCCUUGGUGUGGCUGCAGCUCACUUUGAAAACGAGGAUUCGAAUAUUUGUCCUCCGAAGUGGUGGGAUGGAAAUGGCAUACCAAAUUCAACCACUAAAUACAAAGAGGAUCAGAAAGUGAAGUGGCAUGCAACACCAUUUGAAAAGAGAUUGGAGAAGGCAUUGACGGAGGAGACUUUUAUCCCUGAAAGGAAGUUUGUUCCUGGAAAGCCAAUGGAUUUUGAUGAUAUUGAAGAGAGUGAUACCGCAUUAUCCCAGAUGCGAUCUUCGAUUAAUCCAGAGUCAGUGGAGUCAUUUUGAUUUGUCCACUCAUUGUAUGGGGUGUUACAUACAUCGGAAAUAUUUCAAAUUUAUGGAGACUAAAUCUCAGUACACAUUCAAUCUACUGAUUGGAUUACAACAAUUUUAGAGCGCAACUGCGCAAGUGUGUUAUGUGUAUGGAGAAAACUCCAUUUACUAGGAAAAAAGUUGAACUGAGAUUUGAAUAAGUAUGGUAGAAAGCUAUGUAUCCAGCACAGGUUCCUCUCGUAGAUAGUCUCAUUGAUACCCAGUAGACCAUAACUUUGAGUGUUGGAUGAAAUUUUUGGCAAUGUUUCUUACGAAAAUUAAAC